Messenger RNA from Thunnus maccoyii (southern bluefin tuna), 2606 nucleotides. RefSeq names its product mitochondrial glycine transporter A-like. NCBI's taxonomy places the organism in Eukaryota, Metazoa, Chordata, Actinopteri, Scombriformes, Scombridae. The record is from RefSeq and is a predicted model, not a curated record. Gene Ontology annotation, biological process: glycine import into mitochondrion. Bases 1304 to 2161 code for a protein of 285 amino acids. Gene Ontology annotation, molecular function: glycine transmembrane transporter activity. The transcript is spliced from 8 exons. Gene Ontology annotation, cellular component: mitochondrion; mitochondrial inner membrane.
UGUUAUUUUGCAGCUUUUAGUUGAACACUUCUAGUCAAGAAAUGACAGACUAAUUGAAACAAAAAGAUAUAAGUAUUAGAAUUUGUGUUAGAACUACGUUUGUGAUCCAAAUAUACAUAUACAUGCUGCUGGUAUAGUUUAAUGUAGUAUAUUAGAAAUAGUUUUUGGUGGUCUUUACUAAGUAGCUUUACCUCAAGUGUUUGAACUGGCGACCAGGUGACGGUUUCGAGGAAGUUUGAGAUAUUUUCAUGUUUUGUCAGAGGAAAAAAACAUUUUAAAUUCCUCUUAUACACUGAGUGUAUCCACACUUUCUGGGUGCAGUUUUGUAUUUCACUAAAUACAAAUGUCUUCUGUCUACAAGGUGUAUUUUGAGAUGAUGUUGACUAAUUUCUGGGUCAGUAUGUGCUUAUUUCCCCAGUUAAGAGAUCAAUCAAGUGUGAAAGCCUUGUAGUGCUCUUUCAUCAAGAACGUUACGGUCAGCUGGAGAACCAAUCAGAAGGCAGCAGCUGCAGGGUGGGCGCGACUUCCUCGUAGUUACGUCUGCCUCGUCGUUAAACAGGAACCGGCCGUCAAUUUUAUUUCCUAGGAUGGCGAAGUCGUGACCCGCCCUGCUCUGCCUCGGAUUGGCUAAUACCCGUUGGGUGGGUUGGUUUUACAGCUCUUGGUUCACAGCCGUAAGAUUUAGGUAUGAGGACUGCGAUUGGUUAAGAUUAGGGCAAGACUCUCAGGGGCCAAUCAGAGGCAGAGCAGGGCGGGGAAUGACCUCGCCUUCCUAGGAAAAAAAUAUCUCGAACCGGCCGGUUUAACAUGUCAGCGAGACAGCACGUUAUCGCCCUUUAUGUUAUAACGCAGACCUUUUGUGUCUAGGACCCUGUAGGGUCCAAGUUUGUCUGUUCAGUAGUUAUUCCAGUCGGUCUGAGGGAUUUACGCAGAGAUUUAACCUCCUCGGUGGUGGAAAGGAAAACUUCACUGCGACAAAAUAUCAAGGUGGCCUGUUGAAGAAGACACGCUUGAUAAACACACCGAAGCCGCGGAAAUAAUCAUGUUUGCGUUUAUUGAACCUUAUUAACCAGUGUUGUGAUUAAUUAUGCAAUUAGCGUAGCGAUGUAUUCAGACUUAUAGUAUUCGUCUCUGCAACGGUCUCCUCAUACUGCAGACAUUUCGAGGAGAGGCUACUGAGGGAGUGAUUUGCAGACGUUGCAGAGUGGACAGAAGCUCAGUGAAGACUGACGAGGGGCAGAGGAACAGAACAUUUUGUGUGCUGAAAAAAUUUUGUUAUAUCUUCUCAUCAUCCUGAAGGACUAUGGAGCUGUCACUGGCUCACCCAGCUAUCAAAGCCUUCAUGUGUGGCUCCUUCAGUGGAACUUGCUCCACGCUGCUUUUCCAGCCUCUCGACCUCGUCAAGACCCGUCUGCAGACGCUGCAGAACGGCAUGCAGCCUGGUUCGGGCAGAGUGGGGAUGGUGACGGUGCUCCUGAACGUGGUGCGGACAGAGAGGCUGCUGGGACUGUGGAAAGGAGUUUCACCGUCUUUUGCACGGACCAUCCCAGGUGUGGGGCUCUACUUCAGCACCUACUUCUCUCUAAAGCAGCACUUCUUCCAGGAGAAGAGCCCGGGGGCCAUGGAGGCUGUGCUGCUGGGAGGCGGGGCCAGGACGGUGGCAGGGAUCUUCAUGCUGCCGGUCACUGUCAUCAAGACUCGCUUUGAAUGUGGCAGGUACAGUUAUGGGAGUGUGACCGGGGCUCUGCGCAGUGUGUGUCAGACUGAGGGUCCUGCAGCUCUGUUCUCAGGCCUGAUGGCCACACUCCUCAGAGACGUUCCUUUCUCUGGUAUCUACGUCAUGUUCUACAGCCAGACCAAGAACUCGUUGCCAAAGGAGAUUAGCAUGUCUGCUUACGCUCCCCUGGCUAACUUCAGCUGUGGGGUCCUGGCCGGUGUGUUGGCCUCUCUGAUCACUCAGCCUGCUGAUGUGGUCAAAACACACGUCCAAGUCAAUCCUCAGCUGAGGACAGCAGAGGCUAUCAGAUACGUCUAUAUGGAACAUGGACUCCAGGGGUUCUUCAGAGGGGCAGUUCCACGGUCGCUUAGGAGGACCAUGAUGGCCGCCAUGGCGUGGACAGUGUAUGAGCAGAUGAUGGCACAUAUGGGACUGAAGUCCUGAAGAGGAAAGUUGUUGAGAAGCUUGUGAAAAAAAGAAGACAUGUAGUCAAGUCACUGAAUGACGAGAGGAGUGAGUGAACAAGGAGAAAAUGCUCCAGUGGAGUUGCUCAAAAACCUUUGAUGACUUAUAAUAUUUCUUGGAAACAAGUGAUGCAGACUGAUGAGCAAAGAAACUUUCCACUUGUUAUCUAAAUGACUGACAUGACAUUACAAGACAGAUAUGUGGAGAGUUGGCUCUAUGAAGUGUUUUACUGGGCUCAAGUUUGGAAAUCAGAUUUCUGCCCCGAAUUUUGUUUGCUGUUGUCCGCACUACGUGACCUCGGGAAAAGUAUUUCAAAAUAACACAGCGAUGCUGUGAUGUUCUGUUUGCACUACAAGUUGUACAUAAUUUCUGCUCCCUAAUGAGUAUGUGGACUCAGACAUUAAAUGAGAUUUUGCACGUUUUA